GUUAUUUUGGGCGAAGGAAAGUGACGUCACAUAUUACCAAGCGACGUCGACUACGGAAACUAGCUCGUUUGUUAAAUGUUGGCUUAUACACCGAUUUCAACCUCGUUGGAUCCCUCAGUGUGCCUACAAUGAGUGGCAUGCGAACCAUCUUGAGCUCGACCGCUCUGGUUGUGAUGGUUGGUGUUGGCUACGGGAUGUGGUCGCUCAUUGUUCCAGGAGAAGAGAGGCGAAAGGAAAUGCUCAAGAAUUUGCCAGAGUCAAACCCUGUGAGAAUGGAAGAGACAAGAAAACGAAAUGCUCUGUUAUUGCAGACACUCAAGGAGGCUGCGGAAACCAACGAGAAUAUUGCAAGAGGAUUUGGACGCUCUACAAAAUAGACUGGAACCAUUUUCUGACCUGUCGAAGUGUUUCUGAUAUCUAGAGUUAUAUGAUGCAUUCAGAAACAGAUGAAUGUGGAAUAUUUCACCACUACAUAAAAAAUCUAAAAAGUGUCUAAAAAAGUGUUGUUCAUAUUUAUACUCUUAACCUGUUAGUUAUAAGGAAAAAUACAUUUUCACGAAGAGAAGAGGAAAAAAAAAACAAGACGUUGCGGGGUUACGUCGGGUCGCGAAUAAAUUAACCUAUAAAUUAUAAAGUGAUAACCAAAACUGAUCAAAUGAAAAGUAUUAAUAACAAAUACACCCUGGUUAUGACCUCUUAUAACACUAAAGUUUUUGCAUUCUGUUUUGUCUUAAUUUCAUAUUUAACUGAAAUCAUUGCCUGUCAUUGACAACGAUAAACGUCAGAUUCAUUUGAACUGGAAGGACUGGCAGUGAAUGCCCAUUAGGCCUGCACAAUAUAUUGCUUGAACAUCUGUAUCGCAAUAUGCGCAUGCGCAAUAGUCCCAUUGCUGGACGUGCGAUUGUUGUUUUUUUUUUUUUCAAUGUAAACUUUUGUUAACAUUAAAUUACAAAUAAUUCAAGCAGCAAUUGUACAGAGAAAUGGCUUCCUAGAUCCCUUUUAUAUACACCAAUCUUCAUCAUUCACCGAUAAAACUCCCUUACCCUGGAUUAAACGGUAUAAUAUGAAUAUUUGAAAUGUCCGGAUCGUAUUAUACAAUAUACUGUGUGUAUACUGUCCAAGCAUGAAGCAGAAAAACAAUUAAAAACCUGAUUCCGAUCCUCUGAAAAAUGGCGUGAUUGGCCC
Corythoichthys intestinalis (scribbled pipefish) is the source of this 1185-nucleotide messenger RNA. RefSeq names its product ubiquinol-cytochrome-c reductase complex assembly factor 3. The coding region runs from base 129 to 377 and encodes 82 amino acids. Gene Ontology annotation, biological process: mitochondrial respiratory chain complex III assembly. Lineage: Eukaryota; Metazoa; Chordata; Actinopteri; Syngnathiformes; Syngnathidae. The record is from RefSeq and is a predicted model, not a curated record. The transcript has 2 exons.